Molecule: messenger RNA, 2313 nt
Organism: Rhagoletis pomonella (apple maggot)
Lineage: Eukaryota; Metazoa; Arthropoda; Insecta; Diptera; Tephritidae
Product: phenoloxidase 2-like
Exons: 5
Coding region: 110-2161 (683 amino acids)
Molecular function (GO): oxidoreductase activity
Source: RefSeq, a predicted model, not a curated record
CUAUAGUUCUCAGUGCAUUUAUCAUUUCACCACUAACAGAUUGUUUAGGAUCCGUAUUGGAAUUAAAUUUUUACUUUUUGAAAGAGGAACUCCAUAACCAUCGUUGAUAAUGGCUGACAAGAAUAAUCUGUUGCUGCUCUUCGAUCGCCCUAACGAGCCUAUUUUCAUGGAGAAGGGCAAGUCAUCUGUGUUCGAUGUUCCCGAUAACUUCCUCACUGAUCGCUACCGUCCCAUCGGCACCGAGGUGCAAAGUCGUUUCGGUGAAAAAGCAGAACAGCGUAUUCCUGUUAGAGAUAUAUCUAUCCCGGAUCUGCGCAUACCCAUGUCAUUGCCGCGAGAUGCGCAAUUCUCCCUUUUUAUUCCGGCUCAUCGUCGCAUUGCUGGACGUCUCAUUGACAUUUUUAUGGGCGUACGCUCCAUUGACGACCUCCAGAGUGUGGCUGCAUAUGCUCACGAUCGUGUGAAUCCUUACUUGUUCAAUUAUGCACUCUCGGUGGCUUUGCUCCAUCGCCAGGAUACUAAAGGACUGGAUCUUCCGUCCUUUGCACAAAACUUCCCCGACAAGUUUGUGGACUCUCGCGUUUUUCGUCAGGUACGAGAGGAAGCCACUGUGGUUCCCGAAGGAUCCCGUAUGCCAAUUACUAUUCCGCGCGAUUACACUGCUUCUGAUUUAGAACCAGAGCAUCGACUGUGGUACUUCCGCGAAGAUCUUGGCAUUAACCUGCACCAUUGGCACUGGCAUUUAGUGUAUCCUUUUGAAGCUGGCGAUCGGGCAAUUGUAAACAAGGACCGUCGCGGUGAACUCUUCUACUAUAUGCAUGAACAAGUGGUGGCUCGUUAUAAUUUGGAACGUUUCAGUAACAAUCUUCCUAGAGUUGUGCGCUUCAACAAUUUGCGCGAACCAAUACAGGAGGGUUACUUCCCUAAAAUGGACUCCUUGGUGGCUAGUCGAGCUUGGCCACCACGCUUUGAAGAUACAAAAUUGUCAGACCUAAACAGGGAGCUGGAUCAAAUUAGCUUGGAUGUAAGUGACUUGGAGCGCUGGAGUGAUCGCAUCUUUGAAGCCAUAUCUCAGGGCUUUGCCACUGAUGAAAGUGGCAAUCGCAUACCACUGGACGAAGUUCGCGGUAUUGACGUUUUGGGAAACAUGAUGGAAUCAUCUAUUAUUUCGCCAAAUCGCAGCCUAUAUGGGGACUUCCACAACAUGGGUCACGUGUUCAUUUCGUACUCUCACGAUCCCGAUCACCGUCAUUUGGAGUCUUUUGGUGUGAUGGGCGAUUCAGCCACUGCCAUGCGUGAUCCCGUUUUCUACAGAUGGCACGCAUAUAUCGAUGACAUUUUCCAAGAGCACAAGACUCGUCUGUCGCCAUACACUUUACCAGACCUCAGCUAUGAGGGUGUCUCUGUCACUGGUGUACAAGUAAGUCCCGAAGGUGGUAGACCAAAUGUACUUCAAACCUUCUGGCAACAAUCAGACGUUGACUUGUCCCGCGGCAUGGACUUUGUGCCACGUGGCAAUGUAUUUGCACGCUUUACUCAUCUGCAACAUACUCCUUUCACCUACACCAUCAACAUAAACAACGAAAGCGGCGCCCAACGUUUCGGUACUGUACGAAUAUUUUUGGGACCAAAGACUGACGAGCGCGGGCAAGGAAUGCUGUUCAAAGAUCAACGAUUGUUAAUGAUAGAGUUAGAUAAAUUUGUUGUGUCACUAAACCCUGGCCAAAACACUGUUCGACGUCGUUCCACUGAGUCCAGCGUUACCAUUCCUUUCGAUCGCACAUUCCGUAAUUUAGAUGUAAAUCGCCCGGCAGUAGGAAGCGCCGAUGAACUGGAAUUCAACUUCUGCGGUUGUGGGUGGCCUAAUCAUAUGCUUAUUCCCAAAGGUUUGCCCGAAGGUUUACGUUGCGAGUUGUUUGUUAUGGUGUCCAACUACGAUCAAGAUAGGAUCGAGCAACAACUUGUGGGAACCUGCAGUGAUGCUGCAUCCUACUGUGGCGUGCGUGAUCGCCUCUAUCCAGAUCGCCGUGCGAUGGGUUAUCCAUUUGACCGUCUUUCUCGUCCAGGAGCUGACCGCCUUGUCAACUUUUUGACACCGAACAUGAGCAUCGUAGAUGUGGUAGUACGUCACGAAAAUCGUGUUGUACCACGAAGCGUAUAAUUCACAGGAACAUAAAGGCCCAAUGGUUAGACUUGAAAUGCUAUGAAUCUCACCACAUUAUAGUUGAUCAAAUGUAUUUCUCAUCGGCACUUCCUGUUCCGAUUAUUCAUUUUUAUAUACAUAAAUAAAAGAUAAAUAAAUUGAAUGCUAUA